GUGCAUCAGAGGCUUUCUCCUUGGCAGAGUGUGAGAGUGGUGUAUUGCAGUACCGUAGUGCCCUCUGAUGAAGUGACAGUGGUUUACCAAAAUGGGUUACCUGUAAUUUCUGUGAAUCUUCCAUCCCGGCGUGAGCGUUGCCAGUUCACACUUAAACCUAUCUCGGACUCUGUUGGUGUGUUCUUACAACAGCUUCAGGCAGAGGACCGAGGAAUUGAUCGGGUUGCAAUCUACUCAGCAGAUGGCACACGUGUCGCCUCCUCCACAGGCAUAGAUUUGCUUCUGCUGGAUGACUUCAAACUGAUCAUUAAUGAUGUUACGUACCAUGUUAGACCACCAAAGAGAGAGCUCUUAAGCCAUGAAAAUGCAACGACGCUGAAUGAUGUCAAGACAUUGGUUCAAACUGCCUUGUGCAUUGAGGAGCACCAGCUGAACAAAGAGAAGGAGCUCAUAGGGAGACUAGAGGAAUUGAAGGAGCAACUAGCACCACUAGAAAAAGUAAGGAUGGAGCUCACCAGAAAAGCAGAGAAGAGGACAACGUUGGUGUUGUGGGGAGGCCUGGCCUACAUGGCCACUCAGUUUGGGAUUCUGGCCCGCCUCACCUGGUGGGAGUAUUCUUGGGACAUUAUGGAACCAGUCACCUAUUUCAUCACCUAUGGUAGUGCCAUGGCAAUGUAUGCUUAUUUCGUAAUCACUCGCCAGGAGUAUGUUUAUCCAGAUGCCAGAGACAGACAGUACUUGUUAUUUUUCCAUAAAGGAGCCAAAAAGACACGAUUUGAUCUAGAAAAAUACAAUCAACUCAAGGAUGCAAUCGCUCAGGCAGAACUGGACCUUAAGAGGCUUCGAGACCCACUGCAGGUUCACCUGCCCAUCCAGCAAAUUGGUGAAAAGGACUGACCAGCAAAGAAGCUCUGAACCCCGGCAAAAAACCUGUUCAUAGCUCUUGCCUUUUUAAUUAAAGCAUUGCAGGUGGAAGCUGGGAGGUGGUGUGGGGAUGUAGGAUUUUUACCUUUAAUCAAGACAAAGGACUGUGAGGUGGGGGGGGGGGGAAUCUCUUAAAUCUGAAGAUGGGACAUUGUGGAAUGUUAGUUAUGAAAAGGGCUUGGCAAAUGGUCAUAUUUAAAAACUGAAUGGCAAUUGUGUACACAUACAGGAUUGGGGGGUUCAUGAAAAUAAUGUAAUGCUGGGGUGCAGGGGUGUCUUCUUCCAGCUUUGCAGGGUCUGCCUCUUGAUAAGACACCAGCAGCCUGCUCAGCUUUUUAAAUUUUCCUUUAUCUGAUUCAGAUCUCUUUCUCUCUCAAAAAUAAAGGAAAAAAAAAAAGGAGCAAAGAAUCCAAGCCACCUGGAACUAUGGCUGGGGAUAGAACUUGCACUCCACCGCCA
This is a messenger RNA of Pterocles gutturalis (yellow-throated sandgrouse), 1383 nucleotides long. RefSeq names its product mitochondrial calcium uniporter (gene MCU). Gene Ontology annotation, molecular function: uniporter activity; calcium channel activity. The record is from RefSeq and is a predicted model, not a curated record. Gene Ontology annotation, biological process: calcium import into the mitochondrion; mitochondrial calcium ion homeostasis. Gene Ontology annotation, cellular component: mitochondrial inner membrane; uniplex complex. NCBI's taxonomy places the organism in Eukaryota, Metazoa, Chordata, Aves, Pterocliformes, Pteroclidae.